AUGAUAAAGAGUGAGAAAGAACCUGUAGGGAAGGGUAAUUCUGAUGUGAAUUUUGGUGUUUCUCGUUUUAAAGAUGUUCCCCCUUUCCUUUUUCGAUUUGCUAAUGCUAUGAAAGAAGCUAUGGACAAUGAAAUUCUUGAGACUUUUAGAAAAGUUAAAGUUAAUAUUCCUCUUCUUAAUGAAAUUAAGCAAGUACCACGCACUAAUAAAAGACAAUUUCGCUCUUCUAAAAAGGUGAGUAUGGGGGAAAAUAUUUCAGCUGUAAUUCAAAAGAAAUUUCCCCCUAUAUGUAAGGAUCCUGGCAUGUUUUCUAUUCCAUGUAAAUUUGGUAAUUCUAUUUUUGAAAGAUGCAUGCUAGACUUAGGUGCUUCAAUCAAUGUCAUGCCUAAAUCUGUAUAUGAUACUUUGAAUGUGGGUACUUUGUCUAAAACUAAUGUUGUUAUCCAAUUAGCUGAUAGAUCUAAUGCAUUUCCUAUGGGAGUUUUGGAAGAUGGUUGUUCAAGUGAAUGA
Messenger RNA from Chenopodium quinoa (quinoa), 510 nucleotides. RefSeq lists its product as uncharacterized. The record is from RefSeq and is a predicted model, not a curated record. The transcript has a single exon. The coding region runs from base 1 to 510 and encodes 169 amino acids. NCBI's taxonomy places the organism in Eukaryota, Viridiplantae, Streptophyta, Magnoliopsida, Caryophyllales, Amaranthaceae.